Trichechus manatus latirostris (Florida manatee) is the source of this 1110-nucleotide messenger RNA. RefSeq names its product thiamin pyrophosphokinase 1 (gene TPK1). Gene Ontology annotation, biological process: thiamine diphosphate biosynthetic process; thiamine metabolic process. Gene Ontology annotation, molecular function: thiamine diphosphokinase activity; ATP binding; thiamine binding. The record is from RefSeq and is a predicted model, not a curated record. The transcript is spliced from 7 exons. The coding region runs from base 107 to 835 and encodes 242 amino acids. NCBI's taxonomy places the organism in Eukaryota, Metazoa, Chordata, Mammalia, Sirenia, Trichechidae.
UUAGAAGGGUUAAAAGGCGAAUGCCCUGCGGUUUCGCGCGUCAGGGUACUUGGGUUUGAGAAAUUCUAACUCCGGACUUUUUUAAUGCAGAGGCCAGUAGUCCGCUAUGGAGCGCGUCUUUACCCCGUUGGAGCCCCUGCUUCCCACCGGGAAUUUGAAGUACUGCCUUUUGAUUCUCAAUCAGCCUUUGGACGACUGUUUUCGUCGUCUUUGGAGCAAAGCUGUUUUAAAAGCCUGUGCUGACGGAGGUGCCAACCGCUUGUACGACGUCACUGAAGGAGAACGGAAAAGAGCUCUUGAUCGUCUUCCUGAGGCUGAAAUCAUUCCUUAUUCUUACCAUUUCUUUUACUUCAAUACACAGGGGUGUGAGCUCAUUUCAACUCCUGAUCAAGACAGCACUGACUUCACCAAGUGCCUUCAAGUGCUCCAAAGGAGGAUAGAAGAAAACGGCCUACAGGUCGAUGUGAUCGUGACUCUGGGUGGGCUCGCGGGACGUUUCGACCAGAUCAUGGCGUCAGUGAGCACCCUGUUUCAAGCCACCAGGAUCACGCCUCUGCCAGUCAUAAUCAUCCAAGAGGAAUCGCUCGUCUACCUGCUCCAGCCGGGCAAGCACAGACUGCACGUGGACACGGGCAUGGAGGGUGACUGGUGCGGCCUCAUUCCCGUCGGGCAGCCGUGCAGCCAGGUGACCACGACGGGCCUCAAGUGGAACCUCACAAAUGACCUGCUUGGCUUUGGAACACUGGUCAGCACAUCCAACACCUACGAUGGGUCCGGGGUGGUGACCGUGGACACGGACCAGCCACUCCUCUGGACCAUGGCCGUCAGACUCUAGGUCCCCGGCACCGCACACAUCUCAUCCUACCUCAGCACCACUGUGGCUGCCCAGCAGGAACCCCCUUAAUGAGAGCCGCUAGUCAUAUUACAUAACCCAGGGAACGUUAUAAAGGACAGGUCUAGAUUUCACAGGGGCAGGGGCACAUUCAUCAUCGGCUAAGACAGGAACAAAGCUCUGUUAUUUUCCAUACGAAACUAAUGUGGAUCAUUCCAGCAUAAAAGUCAAUGCUCAUUGUUCUUCAUUCCAUUUGUCAAAACAUUGUUUUAAUUUUG